Molecule: messenger RNA, 1371 nt
Organism: Vigna angularis (adzuki bean)
Lineage: Eukaryota; Viridiplantae; Streptophyta; Magnoliopsida; Fabales; Fabaceae
Exons: 4
Coding region: 1-1371 (456 amino acids)
Molecular function (GO): zinc ion binding
Source: RefSeq, a predicted model, not a curated record
AUGGUAACCGCCAACAUUGAUGGUUAUUUCAAACAACAAUAUCAAAGACUGUAUGAUUAUGCACAAGAAUUACUGAGGUCAAACCCUGGGUCAAUAGUGAAAUUGAGUGUGGAACGAAAUGAGGAUAAGGCUAUAUUCAAAAGAAUUUAUGUGUGUUUCAAAGCAUGUAAGGACAACUUUGUCUCAUGUAAACCUAUUAUACAUUUGGAUGGAUAUUUUUUAAAAGGCAAAUAUGGAGGUGAACUUUUAACUGCUGUUGGAAGAGAUGGUAAUGAUCAGAUGGUACCUUUGGCAUAUGUUGUUGUUGAAGUAGAGAAUAAGGAAACAUGGACUUGGUUUUUAGAAUGGUUAAUUGAUGAUCUUGGAGGUGGGGGAUUAUGUUCUAGGUGUACCUUUGUGUCAGAUCAACAGAAAGGACUUCUGCCAGCUAUACAACAACUUUUACCUGGUGUGGACCAACGUUUCUGUGUAAGGCACAUUUAUGCAAAUUUUAGGAAGAAAUUUUCUGGCAUAAAUCUGAGACAAUUACUAUGGAAGGCAGCAGCAACAACACACCCCCAAGCUUGGGAAUCAGUGAUGAGACAAAUCAAGGAAGUCAACGAAGAGGCCUUUAAACACUUGAUAGCUAUUCCACCAAGAUUUUGGUCUAGGUCAAGAUUUUCAGGAAGACCUACUUGUGACACACUUGUCAAUAACAUAUCUGAAGCUUUUAACAGCGUCAUCUUAGAUGCUAGGGGGAAACCAAUCAUAACAAUGAUGGAAGAGAUUCGUAGCUACAUGAUGAAGAGGUGGGCAUCCAAUAGAGAGAAGAUAAACAAAAGAGAUUGUAGCUGUAGGAAGUGGACUGUAACAGGAAUACCUUGUUGUCAUGCACUCACUGCCAUGUGGUUUUUAAACAUCAAUCCAGAAGACUACAUCCCAAAUUGGUUUAGAACCUCUACUUAUGAAGAAACUUACAUUCCAUUAAUUUUCCCUGUGAAUGGACUUGAACUAUGGAAAAGGACUUCAUAUGCUGAUGUUUUGCCUCCUCCGAAUAGGGUGUUGCCAGGUAGACCAAGAAAAAAAAGAAGACUGGAGAGUUGGGAGCAAAAAAGGGAUGAUACACAACUUGGACAAACAGGAAUCCCAAAGAGAUGUGGCAUUUAUAGACAACUAGGGCAUAGAAGAACUAAUUGCCCUCAAGCACAACACCAACAAGCUACAACACACUCCACUCAACCAAGUGAACAACAACACCACGAAGCUACACCACUACCCACUCAAGCAAGUCUGAAUACUCAACAACAAGACCACAAAGCUACACCACUACCCACUCAAGCAAGUCAGAUUACUCAAGAACCCCAGACCGAUCACACUACAACAACACUUUAA